AUAUCAUUGCACGGGGAUGAUGUCGUGACGUGAUGACAUCCCCGUCCCGAGACCAUCGGCUUCACGAUUGUCUUCCGCCAACGUGCUGCCUUCGACCGCCAGACCCAUUUCAGCAAGUUCUUCGCUGCCAACUCGCUGUCCCCUCUCCGUUCCCUCGCCGUCCAAUGACUGAGGCGCUGACUGAGCCUUCCGGUCACUCUCCGGACCGGUCUGAGGGGAAGGGCUGCUUGAUAAUCCAUGACACCCACCUGGAAGAAUAUAAGAGCGGUCAAGAUGGCCACAAACUUCACUGAACAUCCAAAACCCCGUCCCUCAUGUCCUCCUCCUCCUCCACCUCGCAUCUCUUCGAGCCCAUUGCAGUCGGGCCCGUCACGCUGCAGCACCGGGCCGUGCUCGCACCGCUAACUCGAUACAAGGCCAGCAAGGAGCACGUCCCGUUCCUCCCGCUCGUCAAGGACUACUACACGCAGCGCGGGAGCCGCCCCGGGACGCUCCUCAUCUCGGAGGGUGUUUUCAUCGCGCCCCAGGCCGGGGGGUACAACAACGUAUCCGGAAUCUGGAACAAAGAGCAGAUCGCUGCCUGGAGGGAGGUCACGACGUCGGUGCACGCGCAGGGGUCGCACAUCUUCAUGCAGCUCUGGGCGCUCGGACGCGGCGCGCUUUCGGCCGUGCUGCGCGAGGAGAACCCCGCCUUCGACCUGGUCUCCGCGUCCGACGUGCCUAUCCCCGGGCGCGAAAGCGACGUCCCGCGUGCGCUCUCGACGGCCGAGGUGCAGGAGUACGUCGGCUUGUACGCGCAGGCGGCGAAGAAUGCGCGGGAGGCUGGAUUCGACGGGGUCGAGCUGCACAACGCGAACGGCUACUUCAUCGACCAGUUCUUGCAGGACGUGUCGAACAGGCGGACGGACCAGUACGGCGGGAGCAUCGAGAAUCGGGCGCGGUUGACGCUCGAGAUCGUCGAUGCUGUCAGCUCGGCGAUCGGCGCGGAUCGGACUGCCAUCCGCUUCAGUCCCUGGUCGCUGUUCCAGGGCAUGAAGAUGGCCGACCCGCUCCCCACGUUCUCCUACGUCAUCUCGGAGCUGGCCAAGAGACAUCCGGACCUCGCGUACCUGCAUCUCGUCGAGCCUCGUAUCUCAGGGAGCGCGACGGUGGAUGAAGAGACGCCCGAAGAAUCGAACGACCCACUGGCGGCGCUGUGGUCUCCGAGACCGCUUGUCGUUGCUGGGGCGUUGACGCGAGAGAAGGCCCUCAAGGCUACGGAGAAGGACGGUGUGCUGGUCUGCUUCGGACGUCAUUACAUCUCUAACCCUGAUCUACCUGACCGGCUGGAGAAGAACAUCCCUUUCACACCAUACGAUCGCAAUUUGUUCUAUCUACAAGGAGAGGACUCGCCUAGAGGCUACACAGACUACCCGACUGCUCAGUAGCCAUCAAUAGAAACAGCCGCAUACUUGGUAUAGUGUGUAUGUGGUACAAACGUCCGUAGAAUGUUUUCCGCGAGCAGUGUGCAGUGAUAUCCUCAGCUAAGUUCCCGGUCAAAGCGUCGCGGGGUGCGUGAGUUGACAGAUAUGUUUGUCGAUAACACUAGCCACUGGCAUAUGUCGCACGGUUGCAGUCAGCACCUCAGUUACCACCGCCAACCCCCCGUAUAGACCCCGCGGGGGUACAGGGGGCAGCUGGCCAUUUUGGGGCAGGGGGAUGGGCGGGGGUCAGGACGGGGGUCAGGACAGGGGUGCCCAUACAUACCAUGUGACUUGUCCAUAAGAGC
Molecule: messenger RNA, 1768 nt
Organism: Mycena citricolor
Lineage: Eukaryota; Fungi; Basidiomycota; Agaricomycetes; Agaricales; Mycenaceae
Source: the annotation of a GenBank genome assembly